Messenger RNA from Lepus europaeus (European hare), 2008 nucleotides. It is a transcript of the gene F12, whose product is annotated as coagulation factor XII. Lineage: Eukaryota; Metazoa; Chordata; Mammalia; Lagomorpha; Leporidae. The record is from RefSeq and is a predicted model, not a curated record. Gene Ontology annotation, biological process: zymogen activation; blood coagulation. Gene Ontology annotation, molecular function: calcium ion binding; serine-type endopeptidase activity. Gene Ontology annotation, cellular component: extracellular region; rough endoplasmic reticulum. Bases 36 to 1892 code for a protein of 618 amino acids. The transcript is spliced from 14 exons.
UCCUGGGCAGGCCACUGCACCAAAGAACGGACGCCAUGAGGACCCUGCUGCUGCUGGGGUCCCUGCUGAUGAGCCUGGACUCAGUGCUUGCGAGCCCUCCUUGGAAAGUCCCCAAGGGACAUAAACAAAGAGCAGAUGCGCACAUGAUGGUUCUCACAGUCACCGGGGAGCCCUGUCACUUCCCCUUCCAGUACCACCGGCAGCUGUACCACACCUGCAUUCACAAAGGCCGGCCAGGCCCACGGCCCUGGUGUGCUACCACCCCCAACUUUGAUCGGGACCGGCAAUGGGCACACUGCCUGGAGCACAGGGAUGUGAAAGAUCAUUGCAGCAAACACAGCCCCUGUCACAAAGGAGGGACGUGUGUGAACACACCCAGGGGGCCGCACUGCUUCUGUCCGGGACACCUCACUGGGAAGCACUGCCAGAGAGAGAAGUGCUUCGAGCCCCAGCUUCACCGCUUCUUCCACGAGAAUGACAUGUGGUAUCGAUUCGAGCGGGCAGGUGUGGCCAAAUGCCGUUGCAAGGGUCCUGAUGCCCACUGCAAGCUGCUGGCCAGCCAGGCGUGCCCCACCAACACGUGCCUGAACCAAGGCAGCUGCCUCGUGGCAGAGGGACACCACCUCUGCCAUUGCCGCCCACCCUACACAGGACCUUUCUGCGACUUGGACACUCAGGCCAACUGCUAUAAAGACCGCGGGCUCAGCUACCGGGGCUUGGCCAGGACCACGCUCUCAGGAGCCUCGUGUCAGUCCUGGGCUUCGGAGGCCACCUACCGGAACAUGACCGCAGAACAAGCGCUGAGUCGGGGUCUGGGCGACCACGCCUUCUGCCGGAACCCGGACAACGACAUCCGCCCGUGGUGCUUCGUGUUGAACGGAGACCGGCUGAGCUGGGAGUAUUGCGACCUGGCGCCAUGCCAGGUUCCAACCCAGGCAACACCUCCAGUGCAGGUCCUUCCUGAGCGUCAGGACCUACCCUUGCCCCCGCCCUCCGCGGUGCAGAAGCCUCAGCCCACCACGCAGCCGCCACCGCGGGCCCCCACCCCAGCCUCGCCCGAGGUGUCCCAGCUGCAAACUCCCCUGUCCCGGGCCGACUCGCUCAGCUGCGGACAGCGGCUCCGUAAGCGGCUGUCCUCGCUGAGCCGUAUCGUCGGCGGGCUGGUCGCUCUCCCCGGGGCACACCCCUAUAUAGCCGCGCUGUACUGGGGCCACAACUUCUGCGCCGGCAGUCUCAUCGACCCCUGCUGGGUGCUGACUGCGGCCCACUGCCUGCAGGACCGGCCGGCGCCCGAGGAGCUGACGGUGGUGCUGGGCCAGAGCCGCCAUAACCAAAGCUGCGAGCAGUGCCAGACGCUGGCCGUGCGCUCCUACCGCCUGCAUGAGGCCUUCUCUCCCAACAGCUACCAGCACGACCUAGCUUUGCUGCGCCUGCGGGAGAGCGCCGACGGCAGCUGCGCGCUCCUGUCGCCUUACGUGCAGCCGGUGUGCCUGCCUAGCGGCGCCGCCCAAACUCCCGAGUCCGAGUCCGAGACGGCGCUCUGCGAGGUGGCUGGCUGGGGCCACCAGUAUGAGGGGGCAGAGGAAUACUCCAGCUUCCUGCAGGAGGCGCAGGUGCCCUUCAUCCCCUUGGAGCGCUGCUCGGCCCCCGACGUGCACGGAGCUGCCAUCCUCCCUGGAAUGCUGUGCGCUGGCUUCUUGGAGGGCGGCACCGACGCCUGCCAGGGUGACUCCGGGGGCCCUCUGGUGUGUGAGGAGGGGACCGAAGAGCUUAGGCUCACCCUGCGAGGCAUCAUCAGCUGGGGCUCGGGCUGUGGAGACCGCUACAAGCCAGGCGUCUACACUAACGUGGCCAACUACCUGGCGUGGAUCCGGGAGCACACCGCUUCCUGAGCACCCGGAGACGUGUCUGGGUCGCGAUCGUGGUCGGCGAGGACAGUGGCCAUUCCCCCACUGUGCCGCCAGCCUGCGCUAGGCGCCGGAAUUCAAUAAAGCGCUUUGGAAACCUG